This is a messenger RNA of Trichoplusia ni (cabbage looper), 652 nucleotides long. RefSeq lists its product as uncharacterized. The coding region runs from base 150 to 566 and encodes 138 amino acids. The transcript has 2 exons. Lineage: Eukaryota; Metazoa; Arthropoda; Insecta; Lepidoptera; Noctuidae. The record is from RefSeq and is a predicted model, not a curated record.
AGCAAUUUACUAAACUAAUAUAAUCAAUAAUAACUAAAUACUGUAAAUGAAGAAGUGUGUAAGUGUUUGUAUGUUCUACAGCUUAGGGCUCUAAAAUUUAAAUUUGAUACGAUGGUAAAACCCUGUAUAACAUAAAAUCUUUCACAGAAAUGGCCGCUGUGGGUCAGCGCAUUGUCGAAAACAAGUUUACUCUUGCUACUCCACUCGAAUACGAUUGUUUCGAAAAAUUUGACUCCAUGUUUCUAAAAAAUGAGGGGAUCGCGCUUUUCGGAUCCUUAGAAGAAUUUCAUAACUACCCAGAUGGUGGACAAAAAGCCACUGAAGUAAGCAGAGACAUGCUGCUUGCAGCUAUAGCACCGUUCCUUAGGACUGACAGCACUGACGAUCAUGCAAUGCUCCUGUCAUGCAUUGACGAAGGUAUAAACGUUAGCUUUCGACGCUUGAGAAACGGCAAUGAGACUGCACAAUUCAGAGCAAGCACAUAUAAUAUGCCAUCAAAUGUCAAAACAAAGGAAACCGAUACGAUUGUGAAUGGACAACCAAAUUACGUUUCGGGAGGUAAGUAAGAUACAAGCGAUCCUUUAGACCACGGAAAAUUGUAGGAAAACUUCCAUUAAAAUCGUUUAAGUAGGUUAGAACACUUAAUAGUUAU